CGCAAUGGUACAGUUAGCACAGAUCCAGAUAAGAUUGCAUCUAUCGCAGAAUUCCCAGUUCCUAGGUCGGUCAAACAAGUUAGGCGGUUUUUAGGCAUAACUGGAUGGUAUAAUAAAUUUAUUCAGAACUAUGCCACCAUUGCAUCCCCUAUAACCGACACGCUGAAACAUAAACAAAAAUUAGUAUGGGGUGAAUCAGCACAAAAGGCGUUCGAAGAACUCAAGGAGAAGCUUAGUACGGCUCCAGUUUUGCAUAGCCCAAAUUUUGACAGACCAUUCUCUAUGCACUGCGAUGCCAGCCAUACAGGUGUUGGUGCUGUGUUAGUUCAGGUAACGGACAAUAAUGAAGAGGUACCGGUGGCUUUUAUGUCUCGUAAACUUAACCGUUGCCAAAGGAAUUAUUCCGUAAAGGAAAAAGAAUGUCUGGCAGCUAUUUUAGCGAUACAAAAUUUAGAGCUUACGUUGAAGGGCAAGAAUUUGCUGUAGUCACAGUUCAUGCUUUCCUAAAAUGGCUCAUGUCUCAAACUGACUUAAGUUCUCGGUUAGCAAGGUGGGCUUUAAAACUUCAGGGUUAUGAUUUUAAAAUAGUCCAUAGAAAAGGCAGUCAAAACAUUGUACCAGAUGCUUUAUCGCGAGUAUACACAGAAGAUGUGUCUGCAAUUUCAGCCGAUUGUCUAGUGGAUCUCGAGUCGGUUCAUUUCAAGACGUCUGACUAUCAAGAACUUAAAGCCAAAAUAUUACCCAAUCAAUCUAGAUCACCAGAUGUGAAGGUAGUUAACGAUUAUAUAUAUCGGAGAGCCGAUCACGCGUCGGGUGAGAAAGUAGCCGAUGAUCUGUGUUGGAAACUUUGGGUUCCCUAAUCGCUGGUUCCAGAAGUCCUUAAGAAGGCCCACGAGCCUCCACUAGCUUCUCACCCAGGCAUAAACAAGAUGCUAGAUAAGCUGCGCCGCUAUUUUUAUUGUCCAAAAAUGGUAGUAGAUGUACAAAAAUUCGUUAAUGAUUGCGAUAGUUGCAAGUGCAAUAAGCACCCAAAUUAUACACUUCGUCCACCCUUAGGAAAAUCGGGCUCAACGCAACACGAGUUCCAAAAGCUUUAUAUUGAUUUUCUAGGUCCAUAUCCGCAAAGUCGCACCAGGAAUAUAGGAGUCUUUGUUGUUUCAUUGCUUCGGAGUUCCCGAAACUAUAGUCUCUGACAACGGUGUACAGUUCAAGUCUCAGCUGUUCAACGUAUUAUUGCAAAAGUAUGGAAUUAAUCAUACAUAUACGGCCGUUUACUCUCCACAAGCAAAUGCUUCGGAGCGAGUCAACCGAUCGGUGAUAGCAGCAAUAAAGUCAUAUAUUGCACCUGACCAAAAAGAUUGGGACGCGCAUCUAAGCUCUAUUUGUUGCGCUUUGCGUUCAGACGUGCAUUCGGCUAUCGGCACUAGCCCUUAUCGACUCGCCUUUGGUCAAAAUAUGGUGACCAAUGCAUCCACGUAAUUUGAACUUCUUAGAAGAUCGCGCAAUUCAAUUUAAUCGCGACGAUUCAUUUGAUCUUAUACGCGAUAGAGCAAAAGAUUGCAUGCAACAACAACGUAUCCGAAACGAGAACACAUAUAAUAUGCGUUGUCGCGUGUUUCAUUUGUGGUAGGCCAGGAAGUUUACAGGCGUAAUUUUCAACAAAGUAAUUUUGUACGGGGCUUCAAUGCGAAACUAGCUCCGAACUUCGUGAAGGCAAGAAUAAAGAAAAAACUUGGCGAUAGUUAUUAUGAAAUUGAAGAUUUGCAGGGUUGCUUGAUUGGUAAAUACUAUGCAAAAUACCUAAAACAAUAAUCGCAGAGUCCAGCGCGAAUCACCCUAUUAGUGUGAUUUGGGUAGGGGGGUCUUGUAGUGGCGCUGGAAUAGCGAAAAUAGAUAUGCGAAUAGAGAAAAAAGAAACAGCCUAAAAGUAGGCAAUCCGCUGAGCAAGGAGUGGCUUAGCGUAGUUGAGCGCUAUCGCGAAUCUGGCAAUCACGAAUCUGCAUUAAUAACAGGAGCAAUUGUCACUCUCACCUAGGCUAUAAGAACUGUUCCCAAGCGAUGACUUCCGCUUCAUGGGAUCGGCCAUAUUUUCUUUCUUUCUUUCGCAUCUCAACCACCGACUACAAAGGUUGCAUAAAAAUUUCGCUGUGAAAACUUGAUUUGAGAAUUAUGAAAAAUUUAAAUUUUUUUGUGAAAGUGCCAAGUCAAUAAGCGGUUUGGCACCCAGCCUAAAAUUUAAUCUUUUUGCUAGCGUGCAAUUAAGCCAGCAGCCGCGCGCAACUAAACUCACGCAUCGCGCUGUCUGAAUAGCUACAGCUGCACGCAUCUACCCAUACGCAUUGCGUAGUCUGGCUAGUUGAAAAAUACAUAUUCUUAUAUCUUCUCACCUGCCACGCCUUUGCACGGACUUACUGCUGCACGAAUCACUAUUUGAGUUAAAAAAGGCACAGCCAUCUCGCCAACUUUUGAGAGUAUUAAUUAAAUAAUUAAUACCAUCGGCAAUACCGGCUUAUUUUUUCUUGCACUGUUUUUGAGCGAUUACAUCAUGAAAUAAAUAAUAAAAUAAUAUAAGAUAAUCAUAAUCGCUAAGCAAUAUAAAUUAUGUAUCCAUACCUCAACCUCCUCUCAAUGAAAAUUCCUUAUUAGCUAUUGUAACUUCUUUAGUUUUCACUAUCCGCUUUUGUUUCCUUUUUUUUUCAUACAUUAUAUUUUUUUUUUUUUUUGUAGUUACAUUUAUAAAUUCUAGCACAUCUUGCAGCCACACCGAAACGGAAGCGCUUUCAUCGCGGGAUAUUACUACAAACAUCUAUACUUGAUCGCAAUGACCGAAAGCGUCAUAAAACCUUUCUUAUGUGAAAGCUUGGGAAACGCACUACUACAGAAUGAAUGGGAAAAAUGGUUGCGAGCUUUCAUGAUUUAUCUGGAGGUGGAAGAUGUCAAAUCAGUAAUUCAGAAAAGAACAAAAUUGUUACAUUUAGGUGGUACCCAAUUGCAAACGGUUGCAUACGCAUUGCCGGGUGCCAUAGUAGAAUUUAGCGAGGCCGAUCAAAACGAUGUCUUUACUGUUUUAGUCGAUAAGUUGACAGCUUAUUUCUCCCCAAAGCAGAAUUCGACUUUUGAAAGACACCUUUUUAGGAAAAUCUCUCCCGAAGAAGGUGAAACAUUUGGAAAGUUCAUUUUGCGGUUGCGUCAACAAAUUCAAAAAUGUAAUUUUGGAUCUACAAAGGCCGAAAUAGAAGAAAUUUGUUUUAAAGAUAAAAUCAUCGAUACGUGGGUUAGUACAGAGCUAAAAAAGAAACUAUUAGAAAAAGAACAUACUUUAAACGAAAUUAUCGAAGCCUGCCAAGUGGACGAGGAAAUAAAUAAGCAGUCGCAGCUGAUGCAAUCGAAGCCAGUGCCAGAAACCAUACAUAAAAUAACUAAUUUAAAAUCGGGGAAGAUUGGGGAUUGUGGAAGGUGCGGACGGCCAGGACACAGGGAAGACAGUCCAAUGUGUCCAGCACGUCAAGUUAAGUGCAGUCGCUGCUCUCGCGUAGGUCAUUUUGCCCGCAGAUGCAGAACAAACCUUAAACGCCCAUACCCACAUUCGAAUAAUAAAGAAGCGAUAGGAAAUCCCAAGCGCAAAUAUGUGCAUAGAAUUGAAAACGGGAAUCCCGAGGGAAAUAAGACAAUCCAACGAAAUUGUUUUAAGAUAGACAGUGACGAGGAGUAUGAGGAGAUGAUGCAAUGCAGAAUUGGAGGGGCGGAUGUUUCACUAGUAAUCGAUUCGGGAUCUCGAUUUAACAUUAUCUCGCAAGACGAUUGGUUAACUCUUCAAUUGAAAAAGGCAACAGUUUUAAAUGUCCGCGGAAGUUCACAAAAUCAAUUUAGGGGAUAUGCCUCAGAUCAAAUUCUUAACGUUAUUUGUAUUUUCGAGGCACCAAUAUCUAUCAAGUUGAACGCCGAGGUGAUUGCAUCCUUUUUCGUAAUUGAAAAAGGACGGCAGUCACUGCUGGGACGAGAAACGGCAACGAAGUUGAACGUUCUGCGAGUGGGACUACCGAUUAACAACAUUGAGUUCGUGCCACCAUUUCCCAAGUGGAAAGGUGUUAGAGUGAAGCUAACCAUAGACCCCUACGUUAAUCCCGUGAAACAACCAAUGAGGCGCAUUCCGGUGGCGCUCGAAGGGAGAGUCAAUGCCAAGUUAGAGGAAGCCUACAAACUGGACAUCAUUGAACCGGUCGAGGGUCACAGCCCGUGGAUAUCUCCGAUGGUGAUCACGUUCAAGGGUAAUGGUGAUAUUCGUAUAUGCUUGGAUAUGAGGCAAGCCAACCGGGCGAUUCUUCGUGAGAACUACCCUUUGCCAACAUUUGAAUCUUUUAUGACUAAAUUAAAAAACGCCAGAAUAUUUUCACGACUGGAUCUUAAGGACGCGUAUCAUCAAUUGGAGUUGGAUGAAUCAAGUAGGCAGAUAACGACCUUCAUUACACCUCGGGGCCUAUUUAGGUAUAAGCGACUAAUGUUUGGAAUAAAUGCGGCGCCGGAAAUCUUUCAACGACGAAUGGAAGAACUCUUAGCACCGUGCAACAACGUAAUGAAUUAUAUCGACGACGUUAUAAUAUUCGGGGAUAGCAAAGAAGAGCACGAUAAAACACUGGAACAGAUUAGAAGCAUUUUUAAAGAUAAUAAUGUAACUCUAAAUAAUGAAAAAUGCAGUUGGGAAACAAACAGAAUUAAAUUUUUAGGACACAUCUUAACAGACAAAGGAAUUGAAGUAGAUCCUGACAAAACAGAGUCUAUUAGAUUAUUUCGGGCACCCAAAAAUAAGGAGGAGACUCGUAGUUUCCUAGGACUAGUAACCAAUGUGGGCAAGUUCAUCGCAGACCUAGCAGACCUAACGGAACCCUUACGUGAGCUAGUAAAGAAAGAUCGGAAGUUUACUUGGGGACCAACUGAAGAAAAUGGGUUUCAGAAACUAAAGUCAGUAUUGACUAAGAUCCCGAACCUCUCAUAUUUUAAUCCCAAAAAUAAAACACGAUUAAUCGCUGAUGCCAGCCCUGUGGCUCUGGGUGCGAUACUAUUACAAUUUAACGAUGAGGGGGAACCAAACAUAAUCGCAUUUGCUAGUAGAAGCUUAACAGAUGUAGAAAAGCGUUACUCCCAGACAGAAAAAGAGAGUUUAGCUUUGGUAUGGGCAGUAGAGAAAUACUAUUUCUAUUUGAUAGGACUAGAGUUUGAAUUAGUGACAGAUCAUAAGCAACUAGAAACCAUUUUUAAGCCAACAUCAAAGCCUCCAGCGCGUAUCGAGAGAUGGCUUCUGCGUCUUCAAGCAUAUAAAUUUAAAGUUAUUUACAAAUCGGGAAAGGAAAACAUUGCUGAUAGUCUGUCCCGGCUGUGUGAGCAAACACCAUCCAGUUGCUACGAUAUCAAGGGGGAGCACAGCAUAUUGCGAAUUGUUGAAAGCUCUGCACCAAUACCAAUAUCUAUAUCUGAAAUUGCGGAAAACAGCACAAUAGAUGAGGAAAUAGUAGACGCGAUGACGUGCCUUCAACAGGGCUCUUGGGAUUCGGCAAUGUCGAAAAAAUUAUAUCCAUUUCGACAUGAACUGUCGGCUAUUGGAGCAAUUAUGCUUAGAGGAGUUCGAAUCGUUAUCCCAACAACAUUGAGACAAAAAGUGCUGGUGCUGGCACAUGAGGGACAUCCAGGGGAAUCGGCCAUGAAGCGGAGAUUGAGGUCCAAAGUCUGGUGGCCCCAAAUUGACAGAGACACCGAAAAAUUCGUGAAGAAUUGUUUUGAUUGUAUUCUGGGGUCCCAAGCAACAAAUCCACCACCAAUGAAGAGAACAGAAUUUCCGAAUGGGCCAUGGAUUUCGGUCGCUACAGAUCUCUUAGGGCCGUUACCCAACAAUGAAUAUAUCUUAGUUCUAAUAGACUAUUACUCCAGAUACAUGGAGUUUAAGGUUCUACGCUCCAUCACAUCUGAAUCAUUAAUUGGGGCGUGUAAGGAAAUUUUUAGUAGGCUGGGUUACCCGAAACAAUUGCGAACUGAUAAUGGCCGACAAUAUAUAAGCCUUGAGUUCAAAAACUACUGUAAAUCGUGCGGCAUCGAGCAACUCAAGAAUGUAGUUUUUCCCCACAAAUUAACACCAAUGUUUGACACUACUGAAUACGAAGUUUUAAAAAGAGAAGGGAAUAUAGUACAAGUGAGUGGGGGAGGGAAAACGCUCUUAAGGAAUGCAAAUCACCUUAAAAGGGUCCUGGGUGAAACGGAACCGGCCGAUGUCACCAACGCGAAAUCGGUUCCAAUACCGGCCACAAAACCAACUCCACAGCCAGCCGCACAAUUCGAGGACCAAGCACCAGCAGAGGAUCACGGAAACUCCACUGAGGGACUAAAGCUCAAGCUCGUGAGGAAAGGAGGGAUGUGGGAACCGGCACCGAGAUGCUAAGCAGAAAGCGACGCCUACAAAGCAGAGCCCGUUAACACUCUCUCUUGAUAAUCUCUUGUUACUUCUCUCCCCAUUCAAGUUCUAGCGUUUAGUACUUUUGUGACAAGCUAAGCGGCCGCAUUGAAGCGGAACAAUAUAUGUAUCAUUACUUUGGAAAUAAAGUGUUUUAUUUAAAGUAGCGGGUUAUUACAGUUAUUAUUAAAUAUAAUGAAGUUUAACUAAGUUUGAUUAUUUUGGGGGCCAUGCGGCGCGUUUUUGUACGUUUUUCUUAGCUCUCCAAGCUGGGGGGAUCGCUGUCAAUAAAGGCAGGUAGCCAACGAUCAAGGUAUGGUGGGCACGGUCGGUCGCCUUAAUAUCGACUUUCGCUGAGCAGGCAUAUAUUUGCUUGCGCAACGAGACCCACCUUGGUCAGGUAUGUUUGUGUGCGUCUAAGUCUUUCCUAUCUCUCUUGCUUUCUUCUUUUUCUAAACAAGUGGCCGGUGAUAGUCCUUUGCACGCGAAUUUUAUUUAUAAAUAUAACUUGGCAGCGCUAGGAGUUGCAGCUCCCCUCUU
Molecule: messenger RNA, 6979 nt
Organism: Drosophila mojavensis
Lineage: Eukaryota; Metazoa; Arthropoda; Insecta; Diptera; Drosophilidae
Exons: 2
Coding region: 2822-6427 (1201 amino acids)
Biological process (GO): DNA integration
Molecular function (GO): nucleic acid binding; zinc ion binding
Source: RefSeq, a predicted model, not a curated record